CGCUGGCGAUGCGAGUCGUCGCUGCUUCUGUCGCGGUCCGGAACCGGGGAGCGCCGAUUGGGAGCGGUCCCGAGUCCCGCGGGGAAGCGUCGAACCCCGGCAAGCGGUGAAAUCGAGGCCGGGGAUUGGGCGCCGCCCGUCGUCCAUGGAGGCCGCAGCUGGAGAAGGGCAGCCCGAGGCGCUGAGUUGCUUCUCCUAUAACCAGGAUUGCACUUCCCUGGCAAUUGGAACCAAAACUGGAUACAGACUUUUUUCCUUGAGUUCUGUGGAGCAGCUGGAUCAGGUCCAUGAAAGCAAUGAAAUCCCAGACGUUUACAUUGUGGAGCGCCUCUUCUCGAGCAGCCUGGUGGUGGUGGUGAGCCGCACGAAGCCUCGGCAGAUGAAUGUCUACCACUUCAAGAAAGGGACGGAAAUUUGCAACUACAGCUAUUCUAGUAACAUCCUCUCCGUUCGGCUCAAUCGGCAGAGACUGAUUGUUUGCCUGGAGGAAUCUAUUUAUAUUCAUAACAUUAAGGAUAUGAAGCUUCUGAAAACCAUCCUGGACACCCCUCCGAACACAACAGGUUUAUGUGCACUUUCUAUCAAUCAUUCCAAUUCCUACCUGGCAUAUCCCGGUAGCACCACUGUCGGCGAGAUUGUGCUGUAUGAUGGAAACAACUUGAAAGAUGUCUGUUUAAUUUCUGCCCACGAUGGACCCCUUGCUGCCCUGGCUUUCAACUCCACAGGAUCGAAACUAGCGAGUGCUUCUGAAAAAGGAACUGUCAUUCGCGUGUUUUCCAUCCCCGAAGGAGAAAAGCUCUACGAAUUCAGAAGAGGGAUGAAGAGGUAUGUGAACAUCAGCUCUCUGGUGUUUAGCAUGGACUCACAAUUCUUAUGUGCAUCAAGCAACACUGAGACGGUGCACAUCUUCCGGUUGGAACAUCUCACAGACAGCCGACCAGAGGAACCACCAUCCUGGAGUGGCUACAUGGGCAAGAUGUUCAUGGCUGCCACCAACUACCUCCCUUCUCAAGUGUCAGGCAUGAUGAGCCAGGACCGGGCCUUUGCCACGGUGCGCUUGAACUUCUCCGGACAAAGGAACGUCUGUGUGCUCUCCACGAUCCAGAAAUUGCCACGGCUCUUAGUCACGACGUCUGAUGGACACCUUUACCUCUACAACCUGGACCCUCAAGAUGGAGGGGAGUGCGUUUUAAUCAAGACUCACAGCUUGUUGGGUUUGGGGAAGACAGAAGAGAACAAAGAAAAUGACCUGCAACCUCCGGUUCCUCAGACUUAUGCCGCAACAGUAGCCAGGCAAAGUUCUGUGCCUUCACCUUCUAUGAUGCCAGGCUACUCAGAAGAUGGAGGAGCCCUCCGAGGAGAGAUUAUACCGGAGCAUGAAUUCGCCACUGGGCCUGUGUGUCUGGACGAUGAAAAUGAAUUUCCACCUAUAAACUUAUGCCGUGGAAGCCAGACGAGAAAAGGGAAGAGGUCAUGAGGAGUGGCAAACAGCAGAGCACAGAGCUGCGGAUGGGAGGUAGUUUGGAGAAUUUUAAAAAAAAAACAUAAACGGGAAUAUGGAAGAGCCCACAAGUGAGGGAGAAGCCAGAGGCCCUCCAAUGCUAUUAACACAGUAUGUUUGGGGGGGAGGUGGGGUUAGCUGACCUUUUCUGGCCCUUCAUGUGUGUUUUUUAAAGUACUACGUGGGUAUCAAUGUACUGUAUAUUCACAUUGCUCUAUAUGUGAGAACAACAGUGUAAAUGUUAUCCUGAUCGGAGUUGUAUGUAACCUGAAUUUUAUAUACACGCCUACCCCUUUUUCUAAUUUAUGUUAUGUAUAAAUGUACUUAUAGAAAAGUAUAUUGAUCUUUGUCUUUGUACAGUGCAUAAUAUUUUACCCUUGCAGAAUAUUUUUGCAGUGACCUACUAAGAAAACAAAAAGAACCCCAAUUUAUUAUGUUGGAGCUCUGCUGGAAUACCUAUUAAUAAAGUCAUACAAAAUAAAGAAGGUUCCUAUGUGGUGUUUAGAGGAAAAAAAACUGAUCUCCAUUUUCAAAACUUCUGGGGGUUUACUAUAUCUUGAUUUUUGGUAACUGUGGCUGGUUAGGAUCAACUUCAACAAUAUUUCCCUGAGAUGCUUAAGCCACAACCAGAUGUUAUG
Eublepharis macularius is the source of this 2139-nucleotide messenger RNA. RefSeq names its product WD repeat domain, phosphoinositide interacting 1 (gene WIPI1). Gene Ontology annotation, biological process: autophagy of mitochondrion; protein localization to phagophore assembly site; protein lipidation. The record is from RefSeq and is a predicted model, not a curated record. Gene Ontology annotation, cellular component: extrinsic component of membrane; cytosol; phagophore assembly site membrane. Bases 146 to 1477 code for a protein of 443 amino acids. The transcript is spliced from 13 exons. NCBI's taxonomy places the organism in Eukaryota, Metazoa, Chordata, Lepidosauria, Squamata, Eublepharidae. Gene Ontology annotation, molecular function: protein binding; phosphatidylinositol-3,5-bisphosphate binding; phosphatidylinositol-3-phosphate binding.